Molecule: messenger RNA, 2159 nt
Organism: Liolophura sinensis
Lineage: Eukaryota; Metazoa; Mollusca; Polyplacophora; Chitonida; Chitonidae
Product: leucine-rich repeats and immunoglobulin-like domains protein 2
Exons: 2
Coding region: 133-1611 (492 amino acids)
Molecular function (GO): protein binding
Source: RefSeq, a predicted model, not a curated record
GUAAAAUUAUCCAGCUGACAACUUAAGAGGUUAAGAUAAAGCCCACUCUUUAUAAACCGGAUAAUUCUUCCUCUAGUCGACAAGUAGAGCGGGCAGCCAACGGGACACAUAUAGGUUGAGUAAAGUUCAGCCAUGGCAUCCCGAUUCCUGGUAUUAUUGAUUGUCGCGCUGGCGUCAUCUUCUACACUGGCCUGUCCAGUCCAGCCGCCAUGUCAGUGUAGUAACAAGACAAAUCCUUACACCCUCAAACUCGAGUACAUCGUGGAUUGUUCUAGUCUCGGACUUACCCUCGUCCCAAAGUUUACCGGUGGAGAAAAAGUUGAUAGAAUCCUUCUCAAUGGAAACAAAAUCAUCAAGGUUUCCAAUGGAAGUUUUAUCGGUGUAACAACAGGCGCGAUAGACCUAUCCUCUAAUGGUCUCCAGAUAAUCGCAGCUGGGGCUUUUGAGGGGUUGGAGAAGUCCCUGACGGACAUACAACUGAGCACAAAUAACCUCAUUCUCCCCAUACCGGGCCUCCUCCGCCUCACUGCUCUCAAAACCCUCAACCUGGACUACAACCCUAACAUGAGGACCAUCUACACCAAGUCCUUCUACGGACUCACGUCUUUGACAAAAUUGGUUUUGUCCCGAAGUUACAUCAACCGCUUUGAACAAGGGGCGUUUGAAGGGCUACCAGCGCUUACUGAUUUAGAUUUUUACGGUAACCUCUUGUCCGAAGUUCCGCCAGAAUUAAGCGUUCUGACUAAUUUACAAACGCUUAACUUCGAUGCUAAUGAUAUCAGUCAAAUCCCUGCCGAUGCCUUUAAAGGUCUACCCAACCUUAAAGAGUUACAGCUAAGUCGUAAUAAGUUUAGUGGUGCCGGUCAAAUCGAUGCUGAUGCCUUUAAGGGUCUAGACAAUUUGGAAAUACUGGGCUUUUACUACGAUAUGCUAGGACACAUUCCUAAACAAACAUUCUCACACCUCAAAAAGCUGACAAAUCUGGACAUGAGCUACAACAGCUUGACCAAAAUCUCGCUUGGUGAUUUGGCUGGCCUGAACUCCUUGACUCAACUGGACAUUAGUGGCAAUAGUGUUCAUUUCCAACCAGGUAUGUUCUCCGACGUUAGCAAGACUCUCAACUAUAUUCUCAUUAGAUCCAAUGGACUAACAGCUCUGCCUAUAGCCGCUUUGCAGGAGGUAAAAAGCCUCCAAUGGAUUGACGCAGCACUAAGUGAUUUCCCCAAAGAUCUACCCGCAAAUUUUGCUUCCGGACUUUCCAUAAACAGACUUAGUUUGAUGUGGAUGAAUCUGACCUCAAUCAGACCUGAUACGUUUAACGGUCUGGCUUCACCGUUACAUCUGGACCUGGACUCAAACGCCCUCCGCUCACUAGACUUUGUCACCGACCUCUGUCAGUUCGGUUAUAUUUCUGUCAGCGAGAACCCGAUCGUUUGUGACUGUCACGUGUACAACAUAACCCAGGCCCAGACCACCACCUUAGACGGCACGUGCGCUUCACCCCCGGCAUAUAAGGGUCUGGGUAUUAGGAGUGACGAGUUCCAGCGGAAAGCCAAAGAGGAUUGUAAAAACAAGCAUAUCGUCGGACCGGUGAAGUGUCCGUGGAAAUGAAGUAAAAAUGUUUAUGAAUGUGAGAAAAUAGAGAAACCAAGUCUGUACCAGCAAGUUUGUAGAAUAAACUGAAAACGGUUGUACUGUUGAAUUUUCUAGAAUACAUCCAGAUUCCAUCUUAGGAAUUGGGUAGCAUAUAUAUAAUAGCUUAAACUGUUGGGAUAUAUGUAAUUGCGUAAACUCUUGUCAACGUAAUUAUUACCUCCUUACAUUCUAUACUGUAUAGAGCCUUCCAUUUUUACUUCCGUAAAAUUACCAUUUGUCAUUAAAUAUGACGACUUAUAUAUGAAUUUUUUGCUGGAACAUCAGAUGGUACAAACCAAAUUGCCAAAUUCUAAACUAUCGUUGCCAUUAUACAACUACUUAACUUACCUACAACUAUGAAGGCCAAAAUGUGCAUUGCUUGUGCUAUAAUAUUAAACAGCUUCUGUGUUCCUCUUAAAAUUGUUUGUGAGAAAGCAUGCUUUGUAGAGAAAGACAUUGAUAUAGAUCCCACUUGUUUGCCAAUCUUCUCUUUGGCUCGGAAAUAAUACACAGUUUAAACUAAG